Molecule: messenger RNA, 1919 nt
Organism: Sitophilus oryzae (rice weevil)
Lineage: Eukaryota; Metazoa; Arthropoda; Insecta; Coleoptera; Curculionidae
Gene: mirr
Product: homeobox protein caupolican
Exons: 7
Coding region: 433-1908 (491 amino acids)
Biological process (GO): regulation of transcription by RNA polymerase II; cell development; neuron differentiation
Cellular component (GO): nucleus
Molecular function (GO): DNA-binding transcription factor activity, RNA polymerase II-specific; RNA polymerase II cis-regulatory region sequence-specific DNA binding
Source: RefSeq, a predicted model, not a curated record
GGAAAAAUGCGCUUGCCUGCCUUCGGUUUUCGUCGGGUAGCGAGAUCGGGUCGCCGCUUCGCUGACACGACGUCGCUUUUUUCCGCGUACACCUCUACUCUGCGCGCACAAUUUGUCUGUCCUACUAGUCGUGGUUGAUCUGCCGCGCGAAAAGAAUAUCUACCACCAGUAGUAGCAUAGUUACUACACGCUGUUCACUUUACUAACGACUUAUUAUAACUUAUAAUUUUUUUUUCGCGAUUAUUUCAGUGAUUAUUAUAGUGAUUCGGAAUAAACAGUGAUUUGACUUUUUUUUAAAAGACUUAAUGACUUGAUUAAUUAGUGUCGGUGUGUUGAGAAGCUGUUGACUGUUAUACAGUGGAUGGACGCGGAAUUGUUGUCAUGUGUCCUCGGCUAGGCGGAAGGCAUUGAGGCGGCAGUGGACGGGACACUAUGUCCCAGUUUGGAUUUCGAGCAUCGCCCAGUACUCAAAGCGCAGUAUCGUCGGGACCUUCCCAAUCCACCCCACCACCCUCAGGCAUGGCUGUGACGUCAUCGGCCCCCACCCCCGGCACGCCGCCCUCGGCCGCCCAAAGAUGCUGUGAUACCGGUCGUCCCAUUUUUACCGACCCCAUUACCGGACAGACUGUAUGUUCCUGUCAGUACGAGCUGCUCGGCUACCAGAGAUUAGCAGGUGCAGGCGUUCCAGGGUUGCCAGCUUUAAGUAUGUACAGCGCACCCUAUCCCGAAGGAAUGGCAGCUUAUUUUCCAGCUCUGGGAGCUGACCAAGCCCCAUUCUACACCACCACCGCUGCAGGAUUGGAAUUAAAGGAAAACCUAGCAGCAGGAGCCGCAGGAUGGCCUUAUCCUUCCGUAUACCACCCCUAUGAUGCCGCAUUUGCUGGCUAUCCAUUCAAUGGAUACGGAAUGGACCUUAAUGGUGCCAGGAGAAAAAACGCUACAAGGGAAACAACGAGUACCUUGAAAGCGUGGUUGAACGAGCACAAAAAGAACCCUUACCCAACCAAAGGAGAGAAAAUAAUGUUGGCUAUCAUCACCAAGAUGACUCUCACUCAGGUGUCUACAUGGUUUGCAAACGCGAGAAGAAGGCUGAAGAAGGAGAAUAAAAUGACUUGGGAGCCAAGAAAUCGGGUUGAAGAUGACGAUAAUAACAACGACGAUGAUGACCAAGAUAGGAAAAGCACUGAUGGUAAAGACCUACUAGAUUCCAAAGACUCCGGCACAGCAUCCAGCGAGGACGGCGAUAGGCAACCCCAUUCCCGCCUAGCCCCCGACACUGCAUCAGAAUGGAGCGAAUCCCGACCGGAUAGUGGUCCAGAUAGUCCAGAAAUAUACGAACGACCUCCCCACCCCGCCUUCCUGCCCCCUAGAACCUCAGGGGGCAGUCCCCCUCCCCAAAUCAGUCAAAGUCCCGUCACUACCAAGCCGCGCAUUUGGUCUUUGGCGGAUAUGGCUUCGAAAGAGAGCAAUGAAGUGUCUCCUGGCAGUACCAUGUAUUCUACGGCUUCAAGUAGGCUGAUGGGGUCGUUAGGGACACGAUUACCUCCUCCAGGACUUCAUACAGCACCGUAUGCCAGACCUCAUGACUUUUACAGGAGUCUGUACGGUCCUCAACAUCUUAUGGCGUCACAGGGGAGUUCUCCAGAUGCGAGUUUACUGGAGACGUACCAGAGGACGCUGGCAGCGCAACAGAAUGCUGUUAAAACGAGUCUUUCGAGCAGCAGUUCGUCAAGUACCGGUAACCCUUUAGCUAGUUCUUCAGCUUUAAGUAUUUCGACGUCCUCCAGUGGGGGACUUCCUCUAGGACUAACGCAUCCUAGUAGAAUGUCACCGUCCUCAACGACAAGUUCUUUGAGUUCUGCGGGUGGUGAAAGUCCACUUAAACCGAUAGCUUUGAAUAAAGUUUGAUGUUAACGAAC